AGCCGCCCAAGCCCUUUUCGGUCAUCUGUAGUCAUCUCUCAACCUCGUCGUACACUCUCAACCUCGUCUCCAAGAAACAUCCCCCACUCACCUUUAGUUCUCUUCUUCUUGUAAUCGCAUUUUUACGUUCGUCGCAUGAACGUGCAGAACCUAGCUACUUUCGAUCCCUUCGCAGACGAGGGAGAAGCGGUCAACACACAGGACGUUGGAUCUCAGCAGAACUACAUUCACAUUCGCAUUCAGCAAAGAAACGGACGAAAGACUCUCACGACUUUGCAGGGCUUGCCCAAGGAGUAUGAUGCCAAGAAGCUCUUGAAAGCCUUCAAGAAGGAAUUCGCUUGCAACGGCACACUCGUAGACGACGAAGAAGCAGGACAAGUCAUCCAACUUCAAGGAGACCAACGCACCAAGAUUUUGAACUUCCUUGUUGAAGAGGGUCUUCCCAAGAACACGAUUAAGGUUCACGGUUUCUAA
Phanerochaete carnosa HHB-10118-sp is the source of this 474-nucleotide messenger RNA. RefSeq lists its product as uncharacterized. The transcript has 4 exons. The record is from RefSeq and is a predicted model, not a curated record. Gene Ontology annotation, cellular component: eukaryotic 43S preinitiation complex. Bases 136 to 474 code for a protein of 112 amino acids. Gene Ontology annotation, biological process: translational initiation. Lineage: Eukaryota; Fungi; Basidiomycota; Agaricomycetes; Polyporales; Phanerochaetaceae. Gene Ontology annotation, molecular function: ribosomal small subunit binding; translation initiation factor activity; RNA binding.